CCGGGAACCGAGACAGCGGCACGGACAGCGGCUCACCGGGAACCCCCGGGCACGGGGCCACCGGGACGGGCCGGGGUUGUGAGCGCCGGCAGCGGGCGGGGCGGGGAGCCGCCGCGGCUCCUGCAGGUCCCAUCUGAGGGGACCGCGGGGGUUUCCCGCCCUGGGGCUCCUCCAAGAUGCACAGGACCACCCGGAUAAAGAUCACGGAGCUGAACCCACACCUGAUGUGCGCCCUCUGCGGCGGCUACUUCAUCGACGCCACCACCAUCGUGGAGUGCCUGCACUCCUUCUGUAAAACCUGCAUCGUUCGUUACCUGGAGACCAACAAGUACUGCCCCAUGUGUGACGUGCAGGUGCACAAAACCCGGCCCCUGCUCAGCAUCCGGUCGGACAAAACUCUCCAGGACAUCGUGUACAAGCUGGUCCCGGGGCUUUUCAAAGAUGAGAUGAAGAGGAGGCGCGACUUCUACGCUGCCUACCCGGUGGCCGAGGUUCCCCUGGGCUCGCAGGAGGAGCGUGGUGAGGUGGCCGAGCGAGAGCAGGGCACGGGGCCCGAGGAUGACAUCGUCAGUCUGUCCAUCGAGUUCCACCGGGACCGGAGGGAGGAGCAGAAAGGCGCUGGGGACGACGAGGACCUGGACAAGGACAAGGCGCCGCCGUGCCCGCCCAGCCCCGGGCUGCGGUUCCUGCGCUGCCCCGCGGCCAUGACCGUGCUGCACCUGGCCAAGUUCCUGCGCAACAAGAUGGACGUGCCCAGCAAGUACCGGGUGGAGGUGCUGUACGAGGAUGAGCCCCUGAAGGAAUAUUACACCCUGAUGGACAUUGCUUACAUCUACCCCUGGAGGAGGACCGGUCCCCUGGCACUCAAGUACCGCGUCCAGCCCUCCUGCAAGCGGCUCAAGCUGUGCCCGGCGCUGCCGUCCGAGGGCACCAACACCAGCGGCGCCUCCGAGUGCGAGUCGGGCAGCGACAAAGCGCAGAGCCCCGGGCUGGCAUCGCCCCCCGCCCUGCCCGGCCCCGGGCACGGCCCCCCCGGGCACGGCCCCCCCGGGCACGGCCCCCCCGGGCCCGCCCUCAACGGCUCCGCCUCGAACUGUCACCCGCUGCCACCCAGCUGCCACCCGCUGCCCCCCGCCCGCGGCCGCAAAGCCGCCCUGAACGGCAGCGCGGGCUCGGCCCCGAGCUAAAAACCUCCGGGGGCUGCUGGAAACCCGCCUGGGACUCUGAAAAAUCCUCCUGGGACUCCGGAAAAUCCUUCUGAGACUCCGAAAAAUCCUCCCGGGACGCUGGAAAAUUUUCCUGGGACUCCAAAAAAUCCUUCUGGGACUCUAGAAAACACUCCAGGGACUCUGAAAAUCCUCCAGGGACUCCUACAACCCCUCCAGGGAUUCUGAAAAACCCUGCAGGGGCUGCUAAAAAUCCUCCCGGAACUCCUGCAGACCCUCUAGGGACUGCUCAAAACCCCCCAGGGAUUCCUAAAAAUCCUCCUGGGAUUCUUAAAGCCCCUCCAGGGAUUCCUAAAAAUCCCUCCAGGGAUUCCUGAAACCCCUUGCAGACCUCUAUAAACGUGGGUGUGUACAUAGGGACAGAGGAGAGUUCUACGGAAUUAUUUUCUAAUUUAAACAUGCGGAGAAGACACAAAAAUGCCAGCAGAUAUUUUUUAAUGUGGUUUGGGUUGGUUUUGUUAGGUUUUUUGUUUGGUUUUAGUUUGGUUUUGGGGUUUUUGAGGUUUGGGUUUGACUCGUGGAAGCUGCAGGCCCUCCCCCAUCCUGCCCCCAGAGCUGGGAGCUGCCACAUUCCCAAAUUCCCACAUUCCCAAAUUCCUAAAUUCCCACAUUCCUCCAUUCCCACAUUCCUCCAUUUCCACUUUUCCUGGAGGUUUUUCCCUCUCCUCCUCCUCCUCCCUCCCCACUGGGGCUGUGACCACACAGGUGAGGGCCAAGCACAGAACCCAAAACCCCAAAAAUUCCAAAAACCCCAGAGAUUUCCCCCCCUCCAACCCCAGCCUCCCCGGGCUCUGCUGUGGGGUUUUAUUUCCCAUAUUUGGGGUUUUUUUUGUUUUCUUCCGGGGUUUCACACCCCAGCUCGGAGCUGGCAGCUCCAGAUGUUUCUGGAUCUCAUCCCGGGUGUUUCUUGGGGGAUUUCUUUGCUUUCCUUGAAGGCUCUGCCCUUCUGCACAGAAAAUUCGGGGGUUUUUUGGGGGUAUUUUCCUCCAGCUUGGUGGUGGCAGCACAAAUCCCCUGGAAUAUUUUCUCUUCCCAAGGUCCUGACAGCUCCAGGGAAAUCUGGAGGCACCCAAAGGUUGGGAUGGAGCUGCUCCCCGCUUCCCAUGAUCCCAAAUUUUAUUUUUUGGUGUCUCGCCCUUCCCAGCCUCUCCUCCUGUCCUCAUGGUGCGUUUGUAAUAAAAUAAAAUAAAAAUAAAAAUCAGAUUUCAGCGCC
This is a messenger RNA of Haemorhous mexicanus (house finch), 2439 nucleotides long. It is a transcript of the gene PCGF2, whose product is annotated as polycomb group ring finger 2. The record is from RefSeq and is a predicted model, not a curated record. Gene Ontology annotation, molecular function: promoter-specific chromatin binding. Gene Ontology annotation, cellular component: PRC1 complex. Gene Ontology annotation, biological process: negative regulation of transcription by RNA polymerase II. Lineage: Eukaryota; Metazoa; Chordata; Aves; Passeriformes; Fringillidae. The coding region runs from base 177 to 1187 and encodes 336 amino acids. The transcript is spliced from 10 exons.